This is a messenger RNA of Haliotis rubra (blacklip abalone), 2626 nucleotides long. RefSeq names its product conserved oligomeric Golgi complex subunit 6-like. The record is from RefSeq and is a predicted model, not a curated record. Gene Ontology annotation, biological process: intra-Golgi vesicle-mediated transport. NCBI's taxonomy places the organism in Eukaryota, Metazoa, Mollusca, Gastropoda, Lepetellida, Haliotidae. Gene Ontology annotation, cellular component: COG complex.
CUCGAAAAAAUCAAGCAAGAUGGCUGACAAGGAGAGUACCGACGUGUCAACAUCUUCAGCUCAAGCUAAUAACCCGCUGUCACGGAAGUUGAAUAAAAUACUAGAAUCCAGACUUGACAAUGACAAGGAUAUGCUGGAGGCUCUCAAAGCACUGUCAGUGUUUUUCUCUGAGAACAGCCUGAGAACACGAAGAAAUCUUCGCAGUGAUAUUGAAAAAAGAAGUCUUGCAAUAAAUGAGGAGUUUCUGGAUGCAUUUCAAGUUGUCAAAGAGCAACUGGACAGUGUGUACGCUGAUGUGAAGGGCAUGAAUGACUGCUGCCAAGACAUGACAAACAGACUCAAGGCAGCAAAGGAACAGACUCAUGACCUGAUUAACCAGACCACCACCCUGCAGGCCGAGAGUCAGAAGGUGCAGAUGAAGUCCCAGGUUGCUGACGCUUUCCUCAGCAAGUUCCAGCUGAAGACAGAGGAGGUGAAGAUCCUCCGAGGAACACGUGAUGGUCAUUUACAUCCGGAUUUCUUCAGUGCUCUGUCCCGUGUCAAGCAAAUCCACACAGACUGCAAGUAUCUCCUCCGCACAAACCAGCAAACAGCAGGACUGGAGAUCAUGGAGUCCAUGGCUCUACACCAGGAAUCUGCUUAUGAGAGACUCUAUCGAUGGACUCAGAAUGAAUGUCGAACCCUGACAGGAGACUCUCCUGACAUUCAGCCUGUGCUGUGCCAGGCCAUGGGUGCUCUCAAGGAUAGACCUGUCUUGUUCAAGUAUUCUCUAGAUGAGUUCGGUACUGCCAGACGAAGUGCUGUUGUCAGAGGCUUCAUUGAUGCUCUUACCAGGGGAGGACCUGGUGGUACACCCAGACCUAUUGAGUUACAUUCCCAUGAUCCUCUCGUUGCUUAGGCUUACAUGUUGGCAUGGCUUCACCAGGCCGUGGUCGAGAAGGAACACCUCCAAACACUGCUGAAAGAUUGUGAAACCCCCAGCACUCUAAUAGAAGACAUCCUGGGCCAUGUGUCGGAGGGCAUCUGCAGACCAUUCAAGGUGCGUGUGGAGCAGGUGUUGCUUUCAGAACAGGAUGCCGUCACCCUGUACAAGCUUGAUAACCUUCUCAAGUUCUACCAUUACACCAUAGGGCAGAUUAUCACAAGUGAGGCAGCACUUCUCUCCACCAUCGUGGACAUCCAGGAUCUCAGUCACAGAAUGUUCUUCAACAGUCUCACCUGCAACGCCAACAAACUGCUGGACAAGGUAGAGUUACCUCCCUCUGACCUGGGUCCGACGGGUUCCCUGACACAGACCCUACAGCUACUGCGGGAUGUCCUGGCCUGCCAUGAUGCCUCGGUUGUUCCCAUUGAUGACAAGAAGCAGGACUUUAAACAGAUUUUGUCGUGUGUUGUGGACCCGCUGAUACAGAUGUGUUCCGUGUCGGCCAGUCGUCUCAACACAGUGGACAUGGCUGCGUACAUGAUCAACUGUAUCUACCUGAUGCAGUCCACGCUUGCUCUGUACGAGUUCACAGACACACGCUUGGAGAUGCUGCAGGCCCAGGUCGAUGCCCAUGUGGACACACUUAUCAGUGAGCAGGCUUCCUUUGUGCUGGGAAGGGUUGGACUGUCUCCCAUCUACAGCUCCGUGCAGCAGCACCAGCCCAGCCAGGGGCCUCUCUCAGUCAUGCAGGGGAUGGAUACACUGACCGUCAAGUCGGGCAUGAACAAGUUUGACAGUUACCUUGCCAGUCCUGAUGCUCUGAUCUUGCCCCAGUGUAGUCUACUGUUGAGUGCCUUGGUCAGGGAGAACGUGAAGCAGAAGUCUGCCCAGCUCAUCUGUGAAGCAUACAAGCUGAUGUACAGCGCCAUCUACAUCCCUUCCAACGAGUACAAGGAACCACAAGGCAUUGUCCCCAGAACACCAGACCAAGUCCUCAAGCUGCUGUCAUAGUAACACACCUGAAGUUGAAGACUGCAUGAGAAGUACCUUAUCAUCCAAAAUGAGAAACAUGGAAUCUCACACUGGCUCUCUGUGUUGUGCUGUACAGACAGUCUGGACUUUCCACAACAGUGCAGGACAAUAGAAUAUGUCAUUCUAUGGGCUAAAGUUUCAUAAACAAAAUAAAAUUUUUUUAUGUCUUUUCCCAAAAUAUUUGUAACCAAUUUCACCUUGCUUCCACUCAGUCUAGAUGAUAAUUUUAAGGUUAUGUUAUCAUGAAAUAUAGGAAAGUAUUUGGAAUGCAAUCAGCCCAUAUUUCAUGUUAAAAGGGAAGACCCAACCCAAACAUUUCCUUUUGUAAACUGGAGCCAGCUGAUCAAAAGGAUGAACAGGUAGUUGUGUGAAUUGUCACUGUCUGAGGACAGACAGCAGGGAUUUACCAGGGUUGUAUAUUUGGAAAGCCUGGGGGCCUGAGGUCGUGACAUGGGGUCCUGAGCUUACUGUGGCCAGGUGAUGGAGAUAUGUUUGGGUGUACAGAGUGGGAAGCUGACCUUUUGUGUAUGCAAACAUGCUGAUGUAGUAAUUGCCAUACGAUGCACUAACAUGUGUUGUAUGUAAUAUACAUAUGUAACAGUAUUUAUAUGGUGUAUAUAGUGAUUCUUGUGUGAAGAAUGGAACCAUAAUAAACAUAUGGAAACCUGA